AUGAUUUCUACAGAAUCUAAAUUUUAUUCUACGAAAAAUUCAAUUUAUGAAUCUUUACGAAUACGAACUAAUAAACAUCGUUGUUUUGUUUUUUGUAUUGGACAUACAUCAUUAACAUGUGUACCAGGUAUAGGUAAGAAAAAUGAAUAUUUAUUAAAUCAAUCUGGUAUCAAUGAUUUAACAACACUUUAUUCAAAAUAUCAUUCAAUAAAUAAUAUUGAAAAUUUUCAACAAUGGUUAGAAAAUGAUAUUGGUUUUACAUCAUAUCAAGCAAAAAUGACAACAUGUGGAAUAAGUUCAAAAUUAGGAAAAAUUAAAGAAUUAAAUAAAGGUUUAAUACCAAUUUGUUGCUCUACAAAAGAAAGACGAGCAGAAAAAUAUAAAUUAUUAUUUAAUAAUAAAAAUAUUAAUAAACGAAAUCGAAAUAUGAAAUUAAUAAAUGAAAAAACUAAAAAGUUAAAAACUGAAAAAAUUAAAUCAGAAAAUUUACUAACAAAUUCUGCUCAUGAUGAUCAAAUAGAAAAUCUUAAAUUAUUCAACACAUCAAUUCAACAAGAAGUUAGAUCUUCACAAUCGUCAUCCAUGAAGAAUAAAGAUAAAUUCGACAUAUCAUCGAGUCCUAAUGAAGUUUCCUUCGAUGAGAAAGUUAAAGCAAAUAAAAUAUCAGAAACAAAACCAAUAAAAUUUAAUUCAUCUUCAAUGAUUCAUGAAACUACAAAUGUUAAUAUUGAUUCACUUGAGUCAACAAAACAGAACAGCUCAUCAAUGAAAAUGAAUAAUAUACAAAAUAUAGAUUCAAACAAAGUAUCUUCAUCACAAGAAUUUCCUAAGAUUGAUUUAUCAUCGGGCAGUAUGCAAUCCAAACAAUUAAUAAUAGAUCAAAUUCAUGAUAACAUUGACGAAACAUUAUCAACAAUCGAAUCAUCUAAUGAUUCUGAACUGCUGAAAUCUAAAGCCGAUCGAAAUCAACAAAUAAAAGUUAGCUAUUCGAAAGAGAUAACUAUUAAUUCCACAUCGCAACAAUUCGAUUCAAUUUUAUUAUCUGAAUUACCUACAGAAAACAAACUUGAAUCGAGAGGAUCACAAUCUAAUACAAAUGUUGUUUCGCAACGUUUUACUUCGCCGACUGGUAAUGUUAUGACAGAUCCAUUAAUUUCGUGUCAAAAUUUCAAAGAAAAGAAUUCUAUAUACAAUCCUAAUCUCGUUUAUUCUGCAGAAAGAGAGAAAGAGUUACCAUCAAUGGAUAUCGAUAUGUUAACUGCGUACGAGUCUUCUAUUGAUAAUAAAGUACCAAUUGAAAUGAUUGAUGAUCAAACAAAAACUCAUUCUUCUUCAAUUUUCGUAUUAAACGAAAAAACAACUAAAUUAAAUUCAAUAACAGACAAUUUACAAGAUAAAAAAGAUGAACUUGUUUCUACUUCAAAAAAUUUACCGAAUUCAUCCAUUGGAAAUGAUUUUCCAAGAAAAUCAAUUCUACGUAAUACACAAUCAAAAUCUAUACCUCCAUUCCAUGCUAAUAUUCUCUUAGCUUCAAUUAAACAGCAACAAGAACAAACACAAAAUAAAUCAUUUCAAAUAAUAGAAUCGUCAACAACUGAAUCAAGUAAAAAAUCCAAAUCAAAUGAAAUAUCAUCAAAUAAAAUAGAUGAUAAAAGUAUCUCAGCUAUUAAACGAUCUUACGUCUUAUUGCCAAUUUCAACACCAGCUAUAUUUCCAAUAAAACCAAAAUCUACGAAAAAAUCCGACAUUUCAAAUUUAAUAAAAUUAUCUUCAGAAAAUACUCUUACAGAAAAAAAUGAUCAACAAAUGCUAUCCGAUAGUAAAUUCAACACAAUUAAUUCAACAUCAUUGUCUAAUAAUCCUUCAUCAAAAGAAGAAGAUGAUAUCAAACAAUAUGAAGUACUAAUAUCCAAUCGAAUCAUCAAUGACCUCAAUACUCAAAAUAAAACAGUUGCUUCAUUUUCCAAUAAAUUAUCGCAAAAGUAUAUUUUUAAUCAAUUGGAUUCAUCUUUGAAUAAAUCUCAACAAAAUCAAUUCGAAGAAAAAAUUGAAAAAAUGAUUUGUCAAAUAAUGAAACAAGCUUUACACAUUCUCAGUGAAGUUACACAAUCAUCACAAAUCAAUACUAUAUCAUUUACUAAAGUUAACUCAAUAGAAUCUUCUUCUGUUCAAAUGUCAAUAUUUGACAUGAAAAAUUCCAGUGAUAAAGUACAAUCUAUAAUCUUAUCACCAAGUCAUGAUGAUAAACAUCGUACUAUAUCAUCGAAAUGUAUUCCAUUAGCUGAACGACUUGCUCACGCAAAAGCAAAAAAACUAGCAACAAUAACAGAAUCUAAUAGUAAAGAUGUUCGAUCUCUACCAUUAUCAGAACAACAUAGGUCUGUACGAAAAAAGUGCUUUUCUUUUACCAGUGAUCGAUUAAAACAAUCAUUUACAAACACAAGUUCUCAAAGUUCAAUGAAUCAAUUUAAAAACAAAGAAAAUUCGUAUGAAAACUCGAUAUCUACACAUAUUCAACAAGAACCUAACAAUAUAUUUUCCGUAGUACAUCCUAUCAACAAAAUAACAAAUAAUCUUAUAUCAUCGUCAAAUACAGCAUCAUUUUCAUCAAGUUCUAUAUCAUCAAUAAACAAAAUUAAUUCAUCUAUAGAUAAAAUAGAAACUAAUUCUAGUCAUAGAAACUGUUUCGAAAAAGAAACAAAUUCAACAAUUCAGCACGAUUAUUUACUUUUAAAUAAUUCACCUAGUAAGAAUAAAUUUGCAUCAAUAUCUACAUCAGAUUUCAAUCAAAUAUCUAAUUUAACUACUGAAUUACCUAUUAAUAAAAUUUUAACAGAAGAUAACAAACAAUCAUCAUUAUUAAGUACAACUCUUUUCAAUUACAAUAAAAAAGAUAAACUUAAUAGUACAAUGAUACCAUCUUAUCAUAUGAAACAAUUACCAAUAUCACCAAAAAUAAAAGAUAAUGAAUUCAUAAACAAAAAUCUAUCUGAAAUAAUCAAUAAAAAUGAAAAAUUUGAUCAAAUAUCUGAUAAUGAUGAAUUAAAAAUAAUUUCGUAUUUAGCAAAUUCGAAAUAUCAACAAAUAUCUAAUCCAUCAACGCCAAAACCAUGUAAUCCUCUUUGGAAUAAUAUAUCAAAUGAAAAAAUCUUAUCUCAACAUAAAAAUAAUCAUUUGACUGCCAUAGAAAAUAAUAAAUUUUCUAAAGAAAUAAAUCAUAAAGAUCAUAAUCAAAAUUAUCAUUCGUCCACUACAUUAUUUACAUUUAUUACACGACAACAAUAUUUAAAAGAACAGCAAACACUUAAUGAACAUAUUCUCUAUGUUAAACAAACAAAACAUUUAUAUAAAUCACAAUAA
Molecule: messenger RNA, 3360 nt
Organism: Rotaria sordida
Lineage: Eukaryota; Metazoa; Rotifera; Eurotatoria; Philodinida; Philodinidae
Source: the annotation of a GenBank genome assembly